AUGUUAACAAAAGAAGUAAGAAAUUUAAAAUGGUUAGGUUAUCGAGUACCAUUACCACUUGUUAAUAAAGCUCAUCAAGCUAAUCAAUUAUAUCCAUAUGCUGUUGGUUUACUUGAAAAUGUUCGAGCUUAUGAAGUUUCAAAUGCAAAAAUAAUUGCUGAUCAUGGUGAAGAUUAUUUAGUUGGUAGUAUGAAAAAAGAUAUACAAAAUUUAAUUGUUGAAGGAACAAAAUUAACUUGGGAAUCAUAUAAAUUAGAACCAUAUGUUCAACGAUGUAUUGAAGCAUUUACACGUUAUAAUGAAAAUGUUGAUGAAAUUCUUCGUUUGGAUAAUCUUAUGUUUACACAUAUAAAUGAAUUAGAUGUAUGUCCAUAUGAAAUUGAUAUGUUUGCAGAAUCAUUAGAACAAACACAAAAAAUUGUUGAUGAAUUUUGUUUACAUGAUUAUUCAAAUUUUCCAAAAUGGAUUGGAGUUAUUGAUGAAAAAAUUGAACGAAAAUUAUUUGAUCGGUUACAAGCAGCUAUUACAUUAUGGAAACAAGCAUUAAUUAGACACGAGAAAGGAAAAGCAAGGGAUAAAAAACGAAUGCGAUUAAAAAAAGUUGUUCUCGAAAUUCGCGUUGUUAAUCAAAUGUUGGUAUUAGUUCCACCAUUUGAAUCAGCUUGUGAACAAUUAUAUAAUUCAUUUUUCGAUUGUCAAUCAGUUAUAACUUCACAAAAACGCAUUAAAAAUAGUCGUUGUCAUGUUAAUGCUGAAAUCGAUACAGAAGAAGAAGAUUUAAUAUAUAAUGAUUUAUUUACAAAAUUUCCUGAAGAAAGUAAUGCAUCAAUUGGUGAAGCUUAUGAUACUAUUGAACAAUUAAUUACCGAAGCGGAAACUUAUUUUCAAGGAUGGCUUAAAUAUCAAGUUUUAUGGGAUUUAGAACCAAACGAUGUCUUUCAACGAUUAGGUACUAAUGUUCAAUCAUGGUUCGAGUGCUUAAAAGAUAUUAAAGAAUCUCGUAAAACACUUGAUACUAAUGAAGCUUACAAAUCAUUUGGCCCAUUAAUUAUUGAUUUUUCCAAAAUUCAAACAAAAAUCGGUGUUAGAUAUGAUAAUUGGCAUCAAGAUUUACUUCGAAAAUUUGGUCAAAUUAUUCAAACAGUUGCUAAUGAUUUUCAUACAAAUAUUUC
Adineta steineri is the source of this 1172-nucleotide messenger RNA. The record is from the annotation of a GenBank genome assembly. NCBI's taxonomy places the organism in Eukaryota, Metazoa, Rotifera, Eurotatoria, Adinetida, Adinetidae.